Lodderomyces margitis is the source of this 1656-nucleotide messenger RNA. RefSeq names its product Pea2p (gene PEA2). The coding region runs from base 1 to 1656 and encodes 551 amino acids. The transcript has a single exon. The record is from RefSeq and is a predicted model, not a curated record. Lineage: Eukaryota; Fungi; Ascomycota; Pichiomycetes; Serinales; Debaryomycetaceae.
AUGAUAGACACCCAAGCAUUCAACCAGGAGUCCCCGUUCAAGCAAACACAUAACGAUUCAGCAAGUCAUUAUAACCUUACAAAUACGACUCAGGAUCUUGUAAAGUUUCAGUUACAAGAGCAGUACAGGUCUUCGUUGAACGUGGCAGCUGAUGCCAACCCUAAUGGGCCAUCACCAUCUUUGUUUCACGACUCGUUUCGGUCUCAAGACUCAUUCAAUAAUCAUUUACAGGCGAGUGCUGCGUUAUACCCUUCGUUGAUCAACAUCCCUAGCUUAUCGUCCACACCAACAUCCACCGAUGACGAUGAGGCUGAAAAUUAUAGCCUUGACAUGUUUUUACAAUCAAACAAGCCCAAUUACAUGAAUUUGAAGAUCUUGAUUGAGAAUGCAGCCUUUGAUUCAGACCAGCUCGGCAACGAAUCUGUUCUACCUUUACAUGAAAUAGAGAAACUAAAACAGAAAGUUGAGGAAAAGCAAGAACUACAACAAUACUUGCUUUCAAAGAUAGCUGUGUCUCAGCAAUUUAUCAAUGAAGUGGUGUACAAGGACAAUGUGGAUUCGGAAACUUUAAUAAGGGUAAUUAAAACGGUUUCAUCUUUGCAAAGCCAACUAAUUUCCAACAACAAAGAAUUGGAUGACGCAAGACAAAAAGUCAACAACCACAACUUGUCGUGUAUGCUUCUAGGAUAUAUUGAAGAUGUGAAACGUAGCCGUCUUGAUGAAGAAGACCAGAGCACCGAAACCUUGUCAGAAGAUCAAGUGGGCAAAUUACCAUCUUCAACGACUUCGUCGCCCACCAAACAAAGCCACUCAUCCCCCAAACUUUUUGAGUCACUCUGUGCACACAUUGCUAGUAUCGCUGCUCAAAGAAAUGUUACACUUGCUCCACCUCCCACAGAUGACGAUGAUGUCGCAGUCAAGCUCAGUUGGAUGCAGCAUAGCAUUGAUGCUGUACUUUUGAAACCGGCGACUUCACAGUUAACAGAAGAUACUACUGUGAUUGCUAACAAUUCUAUGACUGAAAAGCUGUUUACUUCAUCACCUUCCACAGACUCAAGCAAAACUCUUGCCGAGUAUAGAACCGCCUUGACCGAUUUGAAGUUCUCUUAUCAAUACUUGGCCAAAGAAUACGAGCUUUCAAGAAUCAGCUCAUCAAAACUUAUUCAAGAUUAUAGGAAAAGAAUUGAAAAGUUGGAAAAGAACAAGGGAAUCUUUGACUCAGAUUCUUGUCGAAGCUCUGUGUCCGGUUCAAUUUCACCCAUUCACGCAACUUCCCUUGAGAGCAAAAAUAAAGAAAUAACUAAACUACGUAAAGAGCUCAAUUUGCUAAAGGUUGACAACAUUGGCGUGUCUAAACGUUCUUCAGCUGCAACCUCGUUGAAACACAGUAGUGCAGAUUUUUCAUCUCCACAGGUGGGUAAAAACUCAGGAACCAGCGAUGAAGAUGAUACAACAAGUCAAAUCCUGUCCGUAGCGUCGCGAGGUGGAGCAACAUCUGCAAGUGGCGUAAGUAAUGGCAUAUUAAGGAGUGAGUUCAAGAAGAUUGUGAGUGAAAUGCAAGAUUUCUACGAACAGGAAUUGGCUGAAGAGAGGAUGGUUCGAAAGAGGCUAGAAGAGGACUUUGAUCGGUUAAGUAGCCAGCAUGCUAAAAAAUAG